AUGAACCGGAAAUCGUUUUGUUCAAAAUUUGGAUUGAAUGGGACAAGUGUCGCGAUUUCUAUGUGCAUUGUGUUGAUCGUUCAAUGCAAACAAAACCAUGAUAGUUGGAAUCUUCUGGAUUCUGUUCACUCAACAAUCAAUGUAAUAUCUGAAAAUCUUCCAGAAUAUGCCGAAAACUUGUACAAAACAGCACAGGAACAUGGUGAAAAGUUGAAGGACACUUUGAGUAGUUGUGCUGAAGAAGUUCAGAAGAGCUACAAAGGGUCCAAACUUCAGGGUAUUGUCGAUAACUUGCCAGAGCACACCGCAGAAAUUUAUAAAACUGCGAAGGAGAACAGUAUAAAGAUGAAGAAGGCCGUGGAAAAAUAUGCUGAUGAUGUUCACAAGAGCUACCAAGGAUCGGAGUUCCAGAAGGUGGCUAACACGCUACACGAAAAAGUUCAAGAACAUGGAGAAAUAUUUACGGACACGCUUGAGGAUUACGCAGACAAACUGAGCAAAAAUUACGAAGGAUCAAAAUUACAGAAGUUCGUUGAAAAACAUGUUCCGGAAUACGCAGAAAAACUGAUAGCGAAGACAGAAGAGCAUGGAGAAGUGUUGAAGGAGAAACUGAGUUACUAUUGCAGCGAAAUAAAAAAGAACUACGAAGGGUCUGAUCUACAAAAGGCAGUAAAUGAGAUGUAUGAAACAGUUCAAGUUCAUGCCACAGAAGUUCACAAAAACUACCAAGGCUCAAAUACACAGAAGCUUGCAAAUGAAUUGUACGCAACAGCUAAAUUUCAUGGGGAGCACCUAUCAGAGACAUUGAGUGAUUAUAUGGGAGAGCUGCAAGAAAAUCGCAUGAAUCCAUUCGAUUGUAUCCUGGGAAAACUGUCUUCUAACAAAGACAUCUCCUACAAAACUAUGCUGGCCGGAGGACUCAUCGGUGCGAUUCGAAAUUCUCUCCGCUACAAAAUCAGACAUGGAGGUCGCCGAUCAAACAUCGUUUCCGUCUUUGACAAUUCCAUCCGAAACGCUAAAGGAAACCCUAAACUUUUUGCACGAGUCGACAUGCCACAUGGCAAAGUGCCAUUUCCUCAUAUCAAUGUUAACAAGGCGUUCACUGGAGUCAAAGAUCCGCAUACCAGAAUAUCUGAAUUCACCGCAAAAGCAGCAGGAGUUACAGGAAGUGCACUGAAAUUUAUCAAUAGAGUGGCACCUGCUGUGAUGGUUCUGAGCACUGCGUAUGAUGCAUAUGAUAUUGUGAAUAGUGAAGAUGGAGGAGUUAUGACAAAGAAAGUGAUUAGUGGGACAUCGACAAGUGCAGGUGGAUAUAUAGGGUCAUCGAUUGGCGCCUCCAUCGGAACAAUGUUUUUCCCUGGUAUUGGAACUUUGACUGGAUCAAUUAUGGGUGGAGCCUACGGUGGGGAAUUCGGAGAUUGUUUCUCGGAUACUUUGGAAGAUGCUUACAACUAUGCAUCAGAUUUUUGGGAAAUAUAUCGACAAAAUACAUGCUAUCCGGAGUUCGAUACCAAAAAAGAUGAAUUUUUUGGACUGUGGACGAAUGAGCAACAGUGUAUUGUUGGAUUUUGA
Caenorhabditis remanei is the source of this 1572-nucleotide messenger RNA. RefSeq lists its product as uncharacterized. Lineage: Eukaryota; Metazoa; Nematoda; Chromadorea; Rhabditida; Rhabditidae. The record is from RefSeq and is a predicted model, not a curated record. The transcript has 11 exons. Bases 1 to 1572 code for a protein of 523 amino acids.